Fraxinus pennsylvanica is the source of this 471-nucleotide messenger RNA. The record is from the annotation of a GenBank genome assembly. NCBI's taxonomy places the organism in Eukaryota, Viridiplantae, Streptophyta, Magnoliopsida, Lamiales, Oleaceae.
AUGAACUUUACUCCCAAAAUUCUCUGCAAGUUGCAAGUGUUGGAGGAGAUCUUAACUAUUGAUAUAAAACCAGGUUGGAAAAAGGGCACAAAAUUAACCUUCUCCGAGAAGGGCAACGAAGAACCUGGUAUAAUUCCUGCAGAUAUUAUUUUUGUGGUAGAUGAAAAGCCUCAUCCUGUUUAUACAAGGGAUGGUAACAAUUUGGUGGUGAAGCAGGAGGUAUCGCUUCUUGAAUCUCUUGCUGGAAAAACUUUUGAACUGGUGACACUAGAUGCAAGGAAUAUCACGAUCCCCGUAUUAGAGAUCAUCAAACCUGGACAUGAGGUAGUUGUCCCUAAUGAAGGAAUGCCGAUUUCCAAAGAUCCUAGGAAGAAGGGUAAUCUGAGGAUCCAAAUUGGUGUCCGGUACCCUACACGGUUCACUGAAAUGCAGAAACAUGAACUGAGGAGAAUUUUGGGAGUUAUCUCGUAA